AUGACCUCAGGAGCGACCACUCUGAAGCAGCCCCUGACGCUGCCUGCGCAUCACAGUACCAGCGGCAUAUUUUGGAAGACCAGAACAUUUGAGAACAUUUGGGACACAUGGAAGGACAUCACUUUCAAGGAUGUUUAUAAGUGGGCGAGUACACGCAAGUCGCACUGCGUGAAGGGCUACCUGAUGUCCACCACUACCCCCACGGCCGCAGAUUUUGCGGAAGCCUUUCCUCCAUACCCUGUGGACUGGAAGGCUCUUGCCAACCCUCCCAGUGAUGCCAUCCAGGCUGUCUGGGUGGGUCACUCCACUGUGCUUACCCAGAUGCAGGGGCUCACCUGGAUCACAGACCCGGUGUUCUCCGAGAGGGCUUCCCCAGUGCAGUGGGCGGGACCCAAGCGCGUCACGCCGCCUGCCUUCACCCUUGAAGCGCCUGCCCUCCCCCGCCUCGACUUUGUCCUCAUCUCGCAUAACCACUAUGACCACCUGGACCGGGCCAGCGUCAAGUCUCUGCAUGCGCGAUUCGGCGAGGCCUUGAGCUGGUACGUCCCGCUCGGCCUCGCCACCUGGUUCAGGGCCGAGGGCAUCUCGAACGUGCGGGAGCUGGACUGGUGGGAGGAGGCGCGGCACCCCUCGCCCGACGGCUCCAGCGUCCGCCUGGUGUUGACCCCGGCGCAGCACGCCACGAUGAGGGGGUUGUGGGGGCCCAACGCCGGGCGCCGGCAGACGCUGUGGGGCGGCUGGGCCGUGCUCGGCUCCCAGCGGCGGUUCUGGUUCGCCGGCGACACCGGCUACUGCACCGUGUUCCGGGAGAUCGGCGAGCGGCUGGGCCCCUUCGACCUGGCCGCCAUCCCCACCGCCGCCUACCUCCCCCGCGACUUCAUGCGCGCGCAGCAUGUGAAUCCAGCCGAGGCGGUCCGGAUCCACCGCGACGUGCGCAGCAGGCGCAGCAUGGCCAUCCACCUGGCUACCUUUCCCCUGACCGACGAGCCCAUGGACGAGCCUGUGGGGGAGCUGCGGCGCCAGGCGGCGGCCGCUGGUCUGGGGGACGAGGAGUUUGUCAGCCUGCGCCACGGCGCCUCCAUCGUGACGAGCGGUGGGGUCGAUCUGGUGGCCCCCGUCACGCUCUCUUGUUGA
Molecule: messenger RNA, 1134 nt
Organism: Auxenochlorella protothecoides
Lineage: Eukaryota; Viridiplantae; Chlorophyta; Trebouxiophyceae; Chlorellales; Chlorellaceae
Product: N-acyl-phosphatidylethanolamine-hydrolyzing phospholipase D
Exons: 5
Coding region: 1-1134 (377 amino acids)
Cellular component (GO): cytoplasm
Source: RefSeq, a predicted model, not a curated record